This is a messenger RNA of Pungitius pungitius (ninespine stickleback), 7418 nucleotides long. It is a transcript of the gene efna3a, whose product is annotated as ephrin-A3a. The transcript has 5 exons. Gene Ontology annotation, cellular component: plasma membrane. Lineage: Eukaryota; Metazoa; Chordata; Actinopteri; Perciformes; Gasterosteidae. Gene Ontology annotation, molecular function: ephrin receptor binding. Bases 4539 to 5213 code for a protein of 224 amino acids. Gene Ontology annotation, biological process: ephrin receptor signaling pathway; axon guidance. The record is from RefSeq and is a predicted model, not a curated record.
UUAAUACUCGUUCACAGCACAGCCGGUCGCUGUUAUUUAUCAUGUUGUCCAUUGUCUCAUUGUCUUGCUGUCCAAUGUUAUGCAACAACCGCCAUGUCAAAUUCCUUUUAUGUCUAACAUAUUUUGGAAAUAAAUGUUCCUGAUUCCGGGCAGUUUUCUCAGUCUCGGAACAUCCAUUUAAUAUCUUACACAAAUGAUUCUAAUUUUACAUGUUAAAAUCCAUACAAGGGGCACCUUGAGGACAGAAAUGGACGGACUGUGGCAAUUUCUGAACUUCUUUUGCUAUCCCAAACCAACGAUCCAAUACUACAACCGUAGUGUGUACGCAGGUGAGAGAUAAAGCGAUAAACUUGUCUCUUAGUUCUUUUUUCAUGUAUUUCUUUGCAUGCGUACUGUUGUAGGCACAAUUUAUUUGGGAUGUUCACCUCAUCUUUCAGUGAUGUUGCUAUAGCACCAGCCCUGUGUGCUUGAACAACUUGCCGCAUGAACUGGUUUGUUUUUGUUAUAAUCAAGUAUUUUAGACCAGUGACAUUUUUUUGUGUACCCUAUAAUGCAUACACUGACUUUAAAAGGUCUCAAAGCAACUCUUGCACACAAUCCUGCUGCACUGUGGUUAUUAUUCUGCUGAUUUUCCAAGCCCUCAUGUGAGGAUCAUAUUAGUUUCCUGAAGAGGUAAUGUGCCCUUAAUCCAUGACAGUUUACUCCAAACACCAUUCUGCUGUUUCAUUUCUAUCUGUGCCUCUAAACAGAUUGUCCUCAGAGUUCAUCUCCUCGCUCUCGUGGCACCUUUAUGACAGUUUGCUAACACUUCCCCGGAGGCUCAGCCCUUCAUCGCAUCCAUUUCCGGGAGCGCUCCCUUUUCAUCACUGCCCGGCGCAGAGGAACAUUGUGCUUGAUUGCAUGGCAGAUGCCAUUUUCCUGGGCUUAUAUCUUAGCAAUCACGUUAGCUAUUUGCACAGCUGGGUACUCACUGAAGCGAGGCAGGUUAAGCGCCACACUCGGGCGGGGGGGGGGCAGAACGAUGGAGGCCCAACUGGAGCUUGGGCAGGACUUUCCUCAGCACCAUCCUAUUACCAACAGCACUCUUGGGCUUUCUUCCAUUUAGCUAAUGCCUCCACAUGCCCCGUCCCUACACGCCUCAGGUCCCCAUACACUUCAGUCUUCUUUAACCUUAUGCACCUCCUUUGAUUCCUCCUCUGUAAUGUCAUCCUUCCUCCAGCCUCGAUCAAUCCGUGACCCCCCGGGGCUCUCUCUUUCUUCUUCUUUUACUUUUUCACUUUCUAAAACAUAUUAUCCCUUACAGUUUUCAUACAUCCCACACUUUAUCACUUGUAUGGUAGUGGAGUUAUGGCACUGCAAAAUGCAAAAUCAAAAUGAAAUAAGCAAACAAAGGAGCCUGAUGGUAGAGUUAUCUCGAUGCUGAGCUUGUGCAGCAGGCGAGAUGCAUCUUUUAACACACUGUUACUUCCACACACAUAUGUUUAUUUGUCCGGUUCUCCCAGUUCAAAGGCCUGUUGUUAUUUUUGUCACACCCACUUUAUAUUCACGUUUUGACAUUUCAGUAGAUUAACUAAUUAAUCAAAUAAAAAGUGGUUUACUGACACCGCCACCGGACAUAAAACUCAAUCAAGACAACCUAAUUUUACACCAUUAACAUUAAAGCUGAGAUUAGUCUGGAGUGAGACAUGGGGAGAAGGGGAACAGAUGGGUUUAGGAAAUUAGAGAUUGCGCAGAUAGAAGCCAAGAGGAAGAAAAAAAAAAUCCCACUGAGGAAGAAAAGCAGCACAUUUUCUUGUGGAAUAUUGCUUACGCCACUAAUGAAGUCAGUUAGGAAAUCAAUAUGAAGUCAACAAGGAUAUAUGAAAGAGUUGAGGUUGAUUGAUGAAGGCAAAUUAUCUGAAUAAUCAAUAUGCCCAUCGCUGCUGUUCAUGAAUUAAUCUCAAACGGAGCCUGUGUGGAGGUAACGAGCCGUGGUUACCGUUAGAAUAGUCCGGUGAAAAAAACGGUUCUGUUGCAGGCGCAUAAACAGUGCAGCACAUGGUGCAAAGAACAACUGUGUUCAAUUACUCAUGACACUGGGAAGCCUCAUUCAGUCGCAUGUUACAAGUGCACACACAGUACACACAAAGCACGUCAUAAAUAUGCAUGUGCGCCUCUGUCGGUUGAGACGAGCAGCAGAAAACGUAUUAACUGUCACUCUCUUUUUUUUUCUGUUGCCCGGUGUGCGGUGGGUGCAUGCAACAGGAAGCAAGAGAUCAUCCGAUGAUGAAUAAAAGGGAGAAAAGGCUCCUUAUGUGCAGCACUUCCCUUCUGAGUGUGAGGCGACAAAAGGAUGACAAAUGUUAGCGGAUGGAGGCGAGUGAGUCCACUGGAGCCGCACACAAAGGUGGUGGGACAGAGAGAGACGAAGAGAGUUGGGAAGGGAAAGACUGGAAGGGAAAAAAAAGUGAUGGUACCCGUUCUUUUAUCCGCGCCUUUACUCCAGUCGCCACGGCAACAUGCCUGCAGGGCACUCAAGAGAGGCGUCAUCACUGACAAAAACAACAGAGGCAGGGAGUGUGCAUGAACAGAGAACGAGGGAGGAGGAAGCACGGCGGGAGAUCCACAGCUGACUCCGGCUACCCCCCCCUCACUCAGGAAAGUGUAGGCAUGACCUUCACUUCACUCGGCUGAGAAGUGUAAUGAACACUCGUUCAUCACUGGAGGUCAUUCAGAUUAAUGUUUGGAUCGCUCGGCUAAAGUUUCACCAACACCGCCACGUUCACGGGUGUGAAUAUCACUGAUAUCCCCUCUAAAAAGGACGCUAUGACGAGAUAUGAAAUUGGCAGAGUUAAUCAAACCGAGGCUAAUGCUUAAUAUUUGGAAUUAACUGGGCCAUUAAUACUGCAGGCUGCCGUUAGGCUAGAUAGAGUGGUUAAACCACCACAGGCGAAAUUAAACAGGUUAAUUAAAGUCUCCAAAUACUCAUGCUCUCUCCCUCAGUCUGUGUUAAGUGAGACACACACGCACACACACACACACACACGCACACACACACACACACACACACACACACACACACACACACACACACAGACAUACAAACAUACAAUCACUCACACGUGUGUUGUUACUAUACUCAUAAUGACUUUCUAUGGGCCGACCGUAUUCAUUUCCUAAUAUUAAUCUGAAUCCUAGCUCUAACUUUAACCCCUGCUGAAUCGCAAAAAAUAAUUUCUCCGAAAUCUUUACUCCAGCAACCUAAAAAUGACGUCUUGCGUAAAAAGAAAAAGGGAAUCUCAUACCAGUACAUGAAAAACAAAAUUGGUAACAUUUUAUUAUGCUACCUCUGACUAACGUUAGCAUAGCAUCUGCCCAUGUAUCGGCACGUGUUGUUGUUGUGUGCUUCAUGAUGAUUUGAUAUUGGAUCGGUGCAUAUCGACUAGAUGCCAAUUCCAGUUCCAGCAUUUUAGGGUGCAUCCAGUGGCAUCAAUAUCAGAAAACAACUUUAAUUAAAAGGCCUGAGUAAGCUGAACAAAGUAGAUUAUCGAUUAGCGCAUUCUCCUCCCUGUGAUUAGGCCUGCUGGACCUCACGAUGGGCCCUGACCAAUAGCUCCCUGUCUUUCAUGAUCCCAAAUUGGGCCAUUAUUAAGUUAUCAUGUAAUCUGAUCCCAGCGCUCUUCACCACCACGGAGUGGUUGUUUUUCCUUAAAUUUGUCUUUUCUACAUCAAACAGCUUCCCCUUUCUUAGUUGUUGACAAAAAUAUGAACACUGGGCUUGUAAUUAACUACGCUCAUGAUUAAACGGGGAUAUUGAGAUUUGAGUCUUUUUAGUUUGUUCCCAGUAAAAUCCCAGAGUAAACCCUGAACUUUAUAGAUUAAAAAAUGUGUCCUGCGCAGUUUUAUUUAAAUAAUGAUACCCUACUUAAUCCCACCUCAAACAAAACAUUAAACUGCAUGCGGUUUGUAAUUAUCAUGAUAAUCUCAAACCCAAACCCUCACCUUUAUGACUCUGAUGAUUUUUUUUUGUGUGCACAUUUUGAGGGGGCGGGGCCGCGGCAGAGACCGACCCGCGAGCGCAUCUCGACCAUCAGAGGGCGGGUUUGUAGAGUUUGUGUGCGCGGCGUGUUGCUGCUGCUGCUGCUGCUGCUGGUGCUGAUGCUGAGGGGAGCGCACGGUGCACCCAAUCCUUCCAGCGGCUUCAAAGCAGACACGCGGGGCUCAGCUGCGGACGCGGUAGACGUCGCACGUGUGGUUUCCCUGCGAUGCCCAGCGAGAAGCGGCGAACAAAACCAGGAGAGAUUUCAGUCCAGUGUUGGAUUCGGCGCAAGUGAAGAUGCCCAAAUGGCUCUCAGCGCAAUGGGAUUCGAGUUGAGGAACACGUAAGAAUCUCCCCACAAACCCACCCAUCAUACUCCUCGUUAACGUAACCGGGAACUUUUUUUUCUUUUUUUGUCGACUGCUGGGAUGUUGUGAGCGACCGCGUGCAUCCCGGGCCACAAGGAGACGGGGAAGAGAGCGGUGGAAGCAGGGCGGCGGAGGCGCACCGGACGGGGAUUAUGGCUCUCGCAGCGCUUUCUCUCAGCCUCGUCACGCUGGCGCUCACCAACUCGCACCUGACGACAGCCAACGACCGACACGGCGUGUACUGGAACAGCUCGAACCUACAGCUGCGGAGGGAAGGAUACACGGUGCAGGUCAGCGUCAAUGACUACCUGGACAUCUACUGCCCGCACUACAACACCAGCCAGCGGGGCACGUUGGAGCGCGCCGUGGCCGAGCAGUACAUCCUCUACAUGGUCAGCUACCGCGGCUACCGCACCUGCGACCCCAAGCUGGGCUUCAAGCGCUGGGAGUGCAACCGGCCCCACGCGCCCAACGCCCCCAUCAAGUUCUCUGAGAAGUUCCAGCGCUUCAGCGCCUUCUCGCUGGGCUACGAGUUCAACGUGGGCCAGGAGUACUACUACAUCUCCACGCCCACCCACCACCACGGCCACAGCUGCCUGAGACUGAGGGUCUACGUCUGCUGCUCCACCGUUUCCCAGGCAGAUGAUGACUCCAGUCAGACCUCUCCCGACUACACAGUCAGGCCAAAUAUCAAAAUACACAACAUCGAUGAAUUUAACCCUGAAGUUCCCAAACUGGAGAAAAGCGUCAGUGGCAGCAGCCCGUCAAGGGACCGCCUUCUCCUCUCCAUGGCGAUGCUGUUCGUGUCUACCGUCCUCUUGUCCUAGCGACUCGUCCCGCCCGCAAGUGACCCUUCUAAGGAGCUGGGGCCGCCUCGACCAAAGGGCUUUGUGUCCACCGAGUUGUGGUUGUUGUGAGAGUAGUCAGGAACACAGACGGAGAUCAAAUAGAGGUGCAGUUAUACCACAAUUAAUAGGACGCAGAAAGAGCAAACCUUGAACUUCACUUGACUUAAAAAAAAAGGAGAGGCCUUUUUUUCUGUCAUAUUUACACUCCGUGUGUUGUUGGACGUCAUCGUCAUGUUGAUAACACGGCAUUUCAUGCAGGUGCGUCUGCCCCCGACAUGGGGACCACCAGCGAAAUUUAGAAUUAGACUUUCGUGCUGCUGUCAAGCCUAUCCGCCAACAGGCAAGUGAGAAACUUCUAAAGAGUUCUAAAGAAAUAUUGUAGCAUGGACAUAAAAAACAACACCCGAGAAUUUGAUUUUAAAUAUACGCUUUGAAGAUAUGUGGAUUUUUUUAAGGCCUUGGACCACGGACCUGAUGGAUAUGACUCAAUUCAGAUCUCUUACAGAGCAGGAUGAACCCUGGAGCUGUACUGAUCUUACCUGGGCUAUACAGGAUAUUGAUGUAAUCGGUCAGUGAUGAGAACACCUGCCAUUAUCCUGGACAUUGAAGAAUGUUUUCACACCAGUGCGUUGGAGCUGCUGCUUCUCAGAGCCCAAAUGUUUUUUUUAUCAAGAAAAAGGGAAAGACUUUGUGACAAGACCCACGGGCCUUUGAAGAAUCCAUUUUCAGCUGACAUCAAAAAUACCCGUGGCUUUUGUGAGAUACAGACGCAAAGCCCGCUAUUCCUGGAGGACAGCGAGUGCCCUCUUAGAACUAGUCCUUUGUCUGCGUUUCCUGCCUUCACACAGAAACAACCCUAGAAAAGUACGGACUCCGGACUAGUGAUUCGACGGCACUUAGGCGAGGUAGUCGUGUCUUUUGUUCCAAUGGGUUUACCUUCAGCACUUGGCAUAGAUUUUUCCCUUUCCCGGAUGUCAGACCUUUCUCCUUUGCAGCAAUCAGCAGUCAUUCAGCGUCCCACUAAUUUACAAUUCUUAAAAAGCUCUCUCCGUAGCAAGUUCCCAUUUAAUCCGGGAGAACGCCAUCCAUUCUGUUUCCACUUCAGAGGUUGCCAGCCAAUCAGUGCUGAUGGCCAUUAAAGCAGUCACGGUCACCAUGGAAACAACCCUAAACAGCCGCCAGAGUGCGGCAGGUGCCUGAGGAGAAAUUGUGCUUUGAGUCUCAAAGUAACGCUGCCGUCAUUUUCGUUAGAACAAAAAAUAAAAAAAAACACAUGUGAAUGUGCAAAUAAAGAGAAGUUCACUUUUUUAUAUUGUAACACAGGACAACGUAGGAUGGAAUAAUCACAUUACAAUGUUGUGCUUUUUAAAUUGAUUUACAUUUCAAAUGUAUUUAUUUUAAUAUAUUAUUUACCUUACCAUUAUCUAAUUUAUCAACGUGCAUUUGUAGGCCUUUGCUCAAUAAGCUAAUGUGCCAUUUUUUUGUAUUGCAUUUUUGUUUUUUUUAAACAGUGGAAUUUUUACUGCAGCAUUUUGCUUGUGUAGAUAGAUAGGCAGAUGUAAUUCAGCCUGACAAAAAAGAGACGGUUAUUGGUCGUGACUGAUCAGUAGGGACAUACACUUAGUAACCCUACUCCAAUGUAACAGACACUGCUAUAACCAGAUUGUGUAACAGGCGCUUGUCACGGACGACGCAGCUGAUGGAAGGACGGCAUUCCUCACUAGCGAAGACGGAGGAGUCUACGUUGUAAAGUAUAUUUAUAAUACAUGCCGGUUAUUGAAUGUGGGUGCAUGUGCAGAAGUGAGUACGAGUGCGUGUAUGUGUGGGGAGUGGGCAAGGGGAGAAAAAAAACCAACGUGUUCACAUGUGUGCAAGUAUGUAGAAUGUGUUUGUCCGCGCUUCUCGAGUAUGUUGCAUUUAGAAAUUCCGUACCCGUUAAGGACUCGUUCGUAGGAUCUGAAUAUGCAAGUGUGUAUGAGAGAGUGUGCUCUUCUGUACUGUUGGUUUACGUUACAGGCUUUGGGAAGCGGGGCGAAAAGCAUUUACCGGGGGGGAGGGGGGGUUGAAGACGACCACAAGAAAUGUGUUUACCUUUGACGAGAACGAAUAGAUAAAAAGAAAAAAAAACUGUAAAUUGAUCCAAGAAUGAUUAAAAACAAUGCCUAUUAAAAUCCUUUUGCAAAU